Messenger RNA from Penicillium daleae, 1812 nucleotides. RefSeq names its product laccase abr2 (gene abr2). Bases 1 to 1812 code for a protein of 603 amino acids. The transcript has 5 exons. Gene Ontology annotation, molecular function: copper ion binding; oxidoreductase activity. The record is from RefSeq and is a predicted model, not a curated record. NCBI's taxonomy places the organism in Eukaryota, Fungi, Ascomycota, Eurotiomycetes, Eurotiales, Aspergillaceae.
AUGGCACCUAUAAGGACACUGCUGGCUUUAACCGCUUCGGGUCUCCUGCCACUGGCCUGGGCUAAGCAGGUUCAAUUUGAGUUGAACCUGAGUUGGCAGAAAGGUGCACCCGAUGGCAAUGUCCGUGAUAUGAUCUUUAUGAAUGAUCAAUUUCCUGGACCUGAGUUGCGGUUUGACCAAGGUGAUGAUGUCGAGGUUCUUGUGAACAAUAAUAUGCCCUUCAAUACGUCAAUUCAUUUCCACGGCAUCGAACAACAUGGCACCCCCUGGGCGGAUGGCGUCCCUGGUUUGACCCAAAAGCCUAUUCAGCCGGGGCACAGCUGGACAUACCGCUGGAAAGCUACUCAAUAUGGAACCUACUGGUACCAUGCUCAUGCCCGAUCCGAAAUGAUGGAUGGUCUUUAUGGACCAAUCUGGAUCAACCCGGCUUCUGAUGUUCUCGAUCCAUUCAAUUUCAUUUCCAACAAGAGUGAUGACAUUGAGGCUAUGCGGAAGGCGGAAAAAAAUCCUCAACUGGUCAUGUUGUCGGACUGGGACCACCUAACAGCUGCUGAAUACCAGCAGGUGCAACAAGAUACCCGUGUCGACAUCGUCUGCAUGGACAGCGUGCUUGUCAAUGGACGUGGUGCUGUGUAUUGCCCUGGGACUGUGAAUAUAUCUGCGGUCGAGCUUUCCUAUCUCAAGACUGCGAUUGACAACCAACCACUUACCGAUAAAGGCUGCCUGCCAAAUGUUUACGGAACCCAAGGAAACUUCCCACCCACGAACCCGGAGCGUAUUCCCGAAGGUCUCAACUCGGGCUGUGUUCCUACAACAGGUCUUCACGAGAUCAUCGAGGUGGAUCCUAACAAUCAAUGGGUUGCUCUCAAAUUCAUCAGCGCUGCCUCCAUGAAGGCCUUGAUGUUUUCUAUCGAUGAACACCAAAUGUACAUCUAUGAAGUCGACGGAAGCUACAUGGAGCCAUUGCCUGCUGAUAGCGUUACCAUUUACAAUGGUGAACGCUAUUCGGCUAUGGUCAAGCUUGACAAGCCUUGGAAGGACUACACCAUUCGAGUUCCCGACACGCAGGGUGAUCAAGUCAUUUCAGGCUUUGCCACGAUGCGAUACAAGGGCUCAUCAAACUCUGAGCCGUCUAAGCCUUCCGUUAACUACGGCGGACAGAGUACUUCUGAUUCGGUUGUUCCACUGGACGUGAGAGCCAUAAAGCCUUACCCGCCAGGUUUUAUUCCCCAGUAUGCCGAUCAGCUGGUCAAUCUCACCCUUGGCCGCUGGGGUUCCGCAUACACCUGGACCGCUGCUGGCAAUGCACUCUAUGACGUUAUGGCAAAUUGGGACAACCCAAUUCUCUACGACCUCGACGCCAAGAACAAUCUAGCUGAGCAGGUUACCAUCCAGACCAAGAAUGGGACGUGGGUCGACCUGCUUCUCCAGUUGGGCGAGAUGCCCGGCACUUCAGCCAUUCAAGCUCCCCACGUUAUGCACAAGCACUCCAACAAGGCUUUUAUUCUGGGUGUUGGUCCUGGCUUUUUCAAUUGGUCCAGCACUGAAGAGGCUUAUAACGAGCGUCCUGAUCUGUUCCACCUGGAUAACCCUCAGAGGCGAGACACCUUUGUCACAAAUGGCCCCGCGGGUCCGACAUGGAUGAUGUUGCGGUACCAAGUGGUCAACCCAGGCCCAUUCCUGUUCCACUGUCACAUUGAAACCCAUCUGUCCAACGGCAUGGCGGUUGCCUUACUGGAUGGUAUUGAUGUGUGGCCCCAGGUCCCCUCAGGAGAGGACCAGAGCCCAGGCGCCCAGGCGCGACGGCAGUGA